Molecule: messenger RNA, 2336 nt
Organism: Schizosaccharomyces cryophilus OY26
Lineage: Eukaryota; Fungi; Ascomycota; Schizosaccharomycetes; Schizosaccharomycetales; Schizosaccharomycetaceae
Product: glucan-alpha-1,4-glucosidase
Exons: 1
Coding region: 814-2166 (450 amino acids)
Biological process (GO): polysaccharide metabolic process
Cellular component (GO): fungal-type vacuole
Molecular function (GO): glucan 1,4-alpha-glucosidase activity
Source: RefSeq, a predicted model, not a curated record
AUUUGUUUGCAUGUAAGUAAUUUGGUUUGACGCGAAAACAGUAAAUAUACAAACGCUAUCGAGUUUGAUUUCUCUAAUGAAAGUAAACAAAUGAUUUUGAGUGCUUUCAAAUUCGAUUUGAAAGAAUUUCACUACUGCUUUUGGAAGCCCUAUUUAGUAUUACUUGUACUUAAAUUGGAAGCUUACUUCCUGAAACUCUCAAUUUUGUAUUUGUUUGAACAUGUAACCAAACAUUGAUGGUUAUACAUAGGCCAAAGAAAGGCGUAAAAAGGGUUGAGGAGGGAAGAUUGGGAUAAAAGGAAUAGAGGAAAGAAAAGAAAACUAUCCAUUUGGCUUCAAGAAUAGUUCAAUUCGUCUAGCCAAUAUACCUCCCCCCUCGAAAGAAGGUGCUCAGGGUUCUGUUAGCAUACGAAGCACCUUUUACUAUUUUUCAUAAUAGCAUCGGUGUCUACAUGUCAAGAAUCCUUCCUAUACCGAGUACGCUGUAAACAAUGUCUAUUACGCUAUCGUCUUUGGAGACAAGAGUUCAAUUGUGGCUUUAGUAAUGGGAGCUAAGCUAAAGUUUAUUUAUUUACUUACUUGGUUUGUUUACAUAUCUUUAAUCUUAAUGGGUUUUUCAUACUGCGUUUGCAUAGGGCAAUGCGGUGUCUGUUUGUUUUGAAGUUAUUUGUUUACAUGGGCAAUUCCAAAUGCAUAUAAGAGACAGCUGUCCAGAAAAUACCUUUAACAAGUAUAUAUAUUUAUAAAGGUAUCAUAGUUAUACCAUCUUCUGUAUUGUUUAUCGAUCCGUAUAUCUAAAAAAGAAACUGAAGUAUGCAUAUUCGUUUGCUCCUCGCCUUUGUCGUUAGCUCUGUUUCAUUACACGGAAUAUCAAUUGCUGAAAGACGAACUGAAAACAUGGAUGUGGAUCAUUGGGCUGAACUCCAAAAAGGAAUUGCGAUGAGUCAUUUACUUGACAAUGUUGGAGACAGUGGUAGAUAUGCUAAAAAUGUAAAUGCUGGUUGUAUUAUUGCUUCUCCAUCGAAUAACGUUCCAAACUAUUAUUUCCAAUGGGUUCGGGAUAGUGCUCUUACCAUGAUGACCGUUAUCGAUCGUUUCCUCGAGGGCGACCAUGGCCUUGAAUCGAUCAUCGUAAAGUACAUGGAUGAGAUGGUCCGAUUACAGAAGGUCAACAACCCUAGCGGUGACUUUUACAGUGGAGGUUUAGGAGAGCCCAAGUUUCAUACCGAUGGCUCAAGCUUCGACGAAGACUGGGGACGUCCUCAAAAUGACUCUCCUGCCUUGAGAGCUAUGGCCUUUAUAAGGUACCUAAACUAUCGCUUUGAUCAUGGUACUGAAGCACAUGAAGUCGUUCCUUAUAUUGAAGCACUCUUGGCAGAUUUGGAUUAUACUGUGGGUAUUUGGGCGCAACCUGGUUUUGACCUUUGGGAAGAAAUCAAAGACGUUCACUAUUUCACAUUGACCGUCCAAAAAACAGCUUUGCAAGAGGGAGCAGCCUUUGCGAAACGUGUUGGAGCUUGGGAUCAAUCCACUCUUUAUGCUGAAACAAUCCAUCCUAUCGAUCUUAAGCUUGGUGAGUUUUGGGACCACGAAAAGGGAAUCAUCAGAGGGUAUAAAAAUAUUCCUAACCGUUCCGGACUUGAUUGCUCUGUUUUGCUGGCUUCUCUUUACUCUAAAGAGUUCGACACACAUACGCUCCCAACGUUGAGGAAGCUCCAAGAGUCGAUGACACAGGCUUAUCCAAUUAAUCAAGGACACAAGCAGCUCAUCGGCCGCUACCUAGAGGAUGUAUAUGACGGCGUUAGUUCCUCCAUUGGCAAUCCUUGGUUUCUCUGUACUCACAGUGCAGCAGAAGUAGUCUAUAAGGCUAUUCAGUACUACGACUCAUAUGGGCUUCCAGAACUCACUAGCCACAACGUACAAUUUUUUGUUUACUUUGCUGAAUUCGGUGAUCCUUACAACUGGCCUCUCAUUCGCAAAAACUUGAUAAAGUACGCCGAUAAAUUUUUACAAGACGCUGCAGAGUUCCAACAUCCCAAUGGUUCCAUGUCUGAGCAAAUCUCUCGUUUUGACGGCCAACAAGUGGGCGCCCUGGAUCUAACUUGGAGCUAUAGCUCUUUACUGAACGCCAUCUACAGAAGGGAGGCUAUCAAACAUACAGUUUAAUUCUAAUAUAACUCUUUAGCUACGCAUAAUUCAAUCACGACAAGAUAGCAUAAAGACAACUAAUGAACGCAUGACCCCUUCCUCUAAGUGGUUGGCUUUCAUAUUUAAAUAAUCAGUUACAUUUUAUGAUUCAUUAAAUAACAAACAUACAAGUUCUAAGCCGCUUAUCA